Messenger RNA from Pseudomyrmex gracilis, 576 nucleotides. RefSeq lists its product as uncharacterized. The transcript has a single exon. Bases 1 to 576 code for a protein of 191 amino acids. Lineage: Eukaryota; Metazoa; Arthropoda; Insecta; Hymenoptera; Formicidae. The record is from RefSeq and is a predicted model, not a curated record.
AUGACCAUGAAAAAUGCUGGAUGGGAUAUUACACAACAUACAGACGUAGAUAGUUACUUUAGUUUCUGCGUACCUCUCAGCAUGUUAUUGGGAUUUUGCGAGGACUACAAGCAUACGAUUAUCAAUGCACGUCAUGAACUAAUUUUAAUACGAUCGCGCAACGACCAAAACUGCAUAACAGCAAUCUCUCAAGUAGAUCGUGAGGCAUUGAAAGGAAACAUUGAAUUAUUCAAAGUGCAAUGGCNAAUGCCACAUGUAGUAUUGAACGAUGUCACGAAGCUCUCGCUGCUACGAACUCUGGAAAGCAGACGGUAUUUGACCAUGAGUUUCCGCUUGUGGGAUCUCUAUGAGUUUCCAUUAUUACAAAGCACGACUAAACACUCGUGGGCCGUAAAAACGGCGACACAACUUGAGAAACCGAGAUACGUCAUAUUUGCGCUACAGACUGCUCGAAGAAACGAUAUGUCAGCAAAUGUCACCCGAUUCGAUCACUGUCAGUUGACCAACGUAAAACUUUAUCCCAAUUCUGAAUUCUAUCCUUAUGACAACUUGCAUUUAGAUUUCGAUAGAAAAUAA